Nematocida major is the source of this 567-nucleotide messenger RNA. RefSeq lists its product as uncharacterized. The record is from RefSeq and is a predicted model, not a curated record. The transcript has a single exon. Bases 1 to 567 code for a protein of 188 amino acids. Lineage: Eukaryota; Fungi; Microsporidia.
AUGUCGUCCGUGAUGCGGUUCCAGGUUUGCAGUAAUCCAGAGGAACAAAAGUGUGAGUGUGGUGAGGUAAUCCCUUGCCAUGCUGAUACUUCUGUUCGUCUGGGUUACUGUUUAGACCAUAUUAACAACAAACAUCCCUUUUUUCAGAUCUCGAUCGACGACGUGGACAUCUCCGGUGCCGCCGGCUCUGUUUCUGGAUCCGUCCAGAGACAUCCGGAAUACAUACAGGUGAGACAGGUGAGUGAGAGAUAUGCUUCCGAGCUAAAAUUAGCUCAGAAGCAGAUCUCUGGUCUUCGUGUAGAGGCUGAUCGAGUUCCCAUGCUGACUGCUCAGCUUGUCCAAGCUAAGCAAAAGGCGGCGGAACUCGAGAAGCUGCUCUCCGAUGCUAAUUCCGCGCUGGCUAAGGUGCAGGAAGAGAAACAGGCGCUUCAGGAUAGUUACGACGAACUCGAGUUCGAUCGUCCUUAUCCUGCUGCACCUGUUCCUCUUCUUCCACUGGCUCCAGUAAAGGAAGAGGUUGAGGAGGGUAUGGAUGUAGAUGUGUUUGUCAAGGAGGAAGAGGAUUAA